Molecule: messenger RNA, 474 nt
Organism: Paramecium pentaurelia
Lineage: Eukaryota; Ciliophora; Oligohymenophorea; Peniculida; Parameciidae
Source: the annotation of a GenBank genome assembly
AUGACAAAAGUUUGCUUUCCAUCAAAGAAUGAACUUAUUUUAGCUCCAUAAUUGAUAUAACCAACAAUCUAAUCAAAAAUAGUGUAGUAACUGAAGAUUCAAACUGAUAAGCUAAUAAAACCAAUUAAGUAAUAAGUCUCUUAAACAAAAUCUCAAGCUGCUAAAUUAUUGAAAAUCUGUAAUUUGGAUGAUAAAUAAAGUUUAGAAAAAGUUUAGGAUGAAAAUUCUAAAAAUAAUUUGAAGAGGUUCAACAUCAAACUUAUUAGGAAUAAAGAUAAAUUAACCUUGAAAUCAGAAAAUUAGAUUAGAAUAAGAUCAUACUCAACAGAAAUUUAAACUAAUAGAACAAAUAAUUUAUCAAAGUCAUCAAAUAAGAAAGUGAGAUUUUAUGAAAAAGUUGAGUAUUGGGUUAUAAGCCAAAUAGAUGAUUAAGUAGGAAAUUAUAAAUACUUUGAACCUAUUAAAUUAAAAUGA